AUGGAUGAAGAACUACCAAGCGUUAUUGUUGCCGAAUCGAUGGUUCUUUUUCGUUCUACAAACCUUACUUGCGAUGAAUUCUUUAGCGAUUUUUUACCGCCCUACAAAUAUAUAUCAUCAACUAUUGUUCUAUGGAUUUCUUUCAUGCUAUAUGUAUCUUUAAAAAAGAAUACAAAUUAUGGGAUUGUUUCCAUUCGGAAAUCCAUAGAUGGCUUGAAGAACAUCGAAAAAACUUAUAUAACAACAUUGGACGUCUUUCGAGUUGUCGCCAUAAUAUGGGUAAUUAUCAAUCACACAGGGAGUGAAGGCCGUCUUGACAUCCUACAGGGAUUGCCCUCUGCAGAAAUAUUUAAAUCCUCCAUACACAAUCAUCCGAUAUUUGGCGCACUACUGGGUAAUUCGGGUCUCGGCGUUGAUAUAUUCUUGGUCUUGUCCGGUUUUCUUGCUUCGAUAUCAUGGUCAUAUCAAGAAAAUAAAUCCUUUCUACCUCAUUAUAUCCUAUUCAUUGCAAAGCGAUGGGUUCGAAUAUUUCCAUCACUUAUCAUUUUUAUUGCAAUCGCCUCAAGUCCAUUUAUGCAACGAAUCCUUCCACGCUUCUAUAAUUCGAUCGUAUCAAGUUGUGGAUUUACUGGCACCAUAUCGCAUUUAAUUUUUCUCGCUAAUUGGCGAUCCACUCCGAUAUGUUUCGGAUAUUUAUGGUACCUGAGCCUCGAUAUGCAAUUUUAUAUUAUUGCACCGCUAUUAUUUCACCUCGCAUAUAAAUCGCGUAUCAGUGCAAUUUUGUUAUCAUUCGCGUUGAUCGUUUUCUCGAUGGCCUUCCGAGCAUUUCACUGCGUCUUAUACAAUGUUUGUGAUCAAAGCGAUGUCGACAUACCGUUCAUUUCAUAUGAGGCUACUGAUAAUUCAACAACUGGUCGAUACACUGGCCUGUGGGAGAUUUAUUCACGUCCAUUUCCUAAAUGUGGACCCUUUUUGAUAGGCUUUUUGGCCGCACAAGCCUUUCGUCAAAUGCAUAUAAAACUUUCGAUUUCCAAAAUCUACACGUCAUUAACAAUCUCUUCAUUUGCUAUUUUUGCAUCAAUCUAUGGGAUUCUGCCUCAAUAUUGGCAUCCGAAGUCGGGUAGUACCUUGUAUAACGUCUUAUAUACUGCCAUAUUCCAAACUCUAUUUGCAUUAGCCCUCGCAACGAUGAUCUUCAUUUUUUCUAAUAUCCACAAAAGGAAAAAGUCAAAUCGGUUGUGGAUGAUCCUUGCUCGACUGACGUUCUCUGUCUACUUGGUGCAUAUGCCUAUUGUAUUUAUCUUCAAUUAUCUAAAAAUCUUGCAAGAUGCCACAAGUCCCUAUAUUUUAAUUGCAGUCGUUCCUUUCGUAGCGUUAAUUAGUUUUAUUGUUGGAUUUUUGUUUCAUAUCAUUUUCGAAUCACCUUUAACGCGACUGGGUAUGGUCACAGUACAACGUUUAUCUGCCGCAUUAUGA
Dracunculus medinensis (Guinea worm) is the source of this 1476-nucleotide messenger RNA. The record is from the annotation of a GenBank genome assembly. NCBI's taxonomy places the organism in Eukaryota, Metazoa, Nematoda, Chromadorea, Rhabditida, Dracunculidae.